AUGGUCGAGACGAAACUGGAGCCCGAUACCAUUAUCAUUAUCUACAGUGCUGGGAUCAGCGCUGGCGAGAAAGGUCAGCAGUGGCAGCCGGUCCUGUCGCUGCUUAGCGAGAUGGUCGAGACGAAUUUGGAGUCCACCGUCAUCAGCUGCAGUGGUGGGAUCAGAUCGUGGAUUGAAGGCAGGCAUUGGCAGCGGGCCCUGUCGCUGUUCAGUUAUAUACGGGAAGGGAAGCUGGAGCCCGCUGUCACCAGCUACAGCGUUGGAAGCGACGCGUGUAGGCACAGGAAGCAGUGGCGGCGGACCUUGUCGCUGCUCGUCGAGGUGUUUGAGGUGAAAGUGGAGGCCGAUUAA
Prorocentrum cordatum is the source of this 351-nucleotide messenger RNA. Lineage: Eukaryota; Dinophyceae; Prorocentrales; Prorocentraceae. The record is from the annotation of a GenBank genome assembly.